Molecule: messenger RNA, 1007 nt
Organism: Populus euphratica (Euphrates poplar)
Lineage: Eukaryota; Viridiplantae; Streptophyta; Magnoliopsida; Malpighiales; Salicaceae
Product: tether containing UBX domain for GLUT4-like
Exons: 1
Coding region: 23-775 (250 amino acids)
Biological process (GO): protein-containing complex disassembly
Molecular function (GO): ATPase binding
Source: RefSeq, a predicted model, not a curated record
ACUGGGUUCCCUGAAUGCACUGAUGAUCGUGGAUUGUUCUUCCCCUUUGCAUCUAAAGAGAAGGAGACUUACCACAGUUGAUGUCAUGGAAGCUGAAGCUGCUAAGGCCAAGUUUGCAGCUGUUAAAGAGAAGUUCGGGCAUGACCUCCAUGUGUUUGAAACAUCGCUAGUCUCUUCGUUGUUGCCUCAAGCGUCUAAUGAUGAGGAUACAGAUGAUUUUUAUGAUUUCACUACAGAGGAUUAUUAUCGACUUCUGCCGACAAAGAGGGAAGAUAAAUAUUUAAAGACGAAAAAGAUUCGAGAAGCAGAAGAAGCUGCUCGCAGGUCAAGAAUAACAAAAACUGCAAUUAGGAUUCGUUUUCCUGAUAAUCAUACAUUGGAGGUGGUUUUUUAUCCAUCUGAAAAGAUUCAGAGCUUAUUUGAUCUUCUCUCAAGAGUGCUUGCUCAGCCAGAAGUACCCUUUUACUUGUAUACUACUCCUCCAAAGAAGGAAAUCAAAGACUUGUCACAGGAUUUUUACUCGGCCGGUCUGAUUCCUGGUGCAAUCGUGUAUUUUUCAUACGAUAAGCCAAAUGGAGAGGAUAAUGCAUCUUUCAGUUCUGGUCCCUUCCUCCAGGAAGAGGUUAUGUCUUUGAAAGGUUUGGAUGUUGUGCCUGAGCCAGCAGAGCCGGUCCAGACUGCACUGGAACCUGCAAGGACAGCUCCUCCUCCAGUACCACAAGAGCCCAAGGCUGCUGGGAGAAAACCCGUCAAGCCAAAAUGGCUAAAAAUGUGAUCUGACAGAGCUCUUCUAGCCAAGAUUCAGCAUCCAGAAACAACUCAAUCAGAUAGAAGCGUGCACGCUUCUAAGGUUGUUUCUUGCUUUUAAUUGUGAAAGUUGCAACAGUGCCAGAGGAACUCGCUCCUUUUCCUAUGACAUUUCUUUAAAAGGUUGUUUAUUGCUUAUAAUUGUGUGAAUACAAGUCGACUGUCAGAAAAAUAAAAGGGAAGAAUGGUUUCUUCUUUUA